UAAAACUUCUAACGAGGAAGAGCUAAAAAAAAAUUCUGCAAACAAAAUCAAAAAAAUUUUAAGACUUUUGUGAGCGCGUUUAAUCGUUAAGUCAGAAUAAAAAGUAAAGAAAUAAUUGAGAAGAAAAAAUGCGUGGACGCGGUGGUUACAUUCAACGUGGACGCGGUUCCCUUACAUCAAUGGGCAAUCGGUAUUACAACAACCGUAAUUCGAGCAAUUACGUGAGCACACGAACCCAGGGAAACUAUCGCCCGAAUGGCGGACGGUAUGAAAACAAUUACCACCAUACCAACAACCGUUAUAGCGGAGGUGGUGGAGGCAGCGGUGGUGGUGGUGGCAGUGGAGGAGGCGGCGGCGGUGGCGGCAAUAGCCAUCACUAUGAGAAUCGCAGUCGUGACAUUGUCAACCAUCAUAACUCGAGCAGCGGUGGUGGACGCUACGAUUCCGGAUCCAGUCACAAGCGUAGCUAUGAUUCAGGACGCGAUCGAAGCGAUGAUCGUAGCAAACGUCAACGUAUCGAUGAUUAUCGUCGCACGAGCUCGUCAAACGAUCGCAGCGAUCGUCCAUCAUCAUCUUCGCAGAAUUUGGGAGGAGGUGGUUCAUCAUCGUCCAAUUACCAUCCACGCAGCAGUACCAGUGGCGGAGGAAGCGGCGGCGGAGGAGGUGGCGGCGGUUCAAGUUCAUAUCGUCAGCGUGAUGACUCUGGCUCUGGCAGUCGCCAUCAGCGCGAUUCGUCAAUGGGACCACCCAAACGCAUGCUGCGCAGUGUGGCCGGCACCAGCUAUAUAUCACGUCCACGCGGCGGCACCAUGAAUAUGCGUGGCGGGAUUGUACGCAGCAUGCGUGGCGUUGGUACCAUGCGCAUUGUCCGUGCUCGGACCAAUGAGUCAAAUGAUUUGCGGACUAUGCGCCGCCAGCUGCUCUAUGCUCAGCAGAAAGAUAAAGCUCUAUUGGCUAAAAUAGAGCAGCUGAAAAGCUCAUUGCGCCGCCAGCGCCAGGGAGGGAAUGCUAGUGAAAAUUCCAGUGACAAAGAUGACAACGACAACAAUGACAAGGAAGAAAGUAAGCCUAGCAAGAGCAAGAAGAAGCACCAUAGCAAAGACGAUGGAGAAGAUGGAGAUGCCGCCGAUGUUGAUAAAAAGGGCGAAUCGACUAAGACAAAGUCAUCGCUAGGCAAGAAACGCCCCAAAAGCGAACCCGAAGGCAACAACGGUGGUGGCGCCGAUGACGACGACGACGAUGAUGAAGACGUCGAUGAUCAAGAAGCCGGAGACGAUGAGCAGGAUCAGGAGAAGGGCGAUAGUGAGUCGGAUAAGAAGAAAGGCAAAUCAAAUGCUGGCGCCUCUGAUGAUGAGGAUGAAGAUGAUGCCGCUGCUGCAGCUGCUGCUGAUGAAGGCAGCGGCGGCGGUGAGGGCAAGUCUCAAGGCAAGACAGAUGAUAGUGGCGCCGAUGCCGCCGAUAAGCCCAAAGAGAAGAGCAAAUCUUCAAGUUCAGCUGAUAAGUCAGGUAAGAAGAAGUCAGUUAAAGAUGGUGCUGAUGCCGACAAAGAUGGAAAGGAAUCGUCGUCCAAGUCAAAGAAAAGCUCCAACAAGAAGGAACGUUCCCGUAAGGAAAAGGAUGAUAGCGACGAUGAGGGACGCAGCAAGGAACGACGCAGUUCCCGUCAUCGUGACGAGGAUCAAGGAAGUGCACGUAAGCGCACUUUCAUCAAGCUCACCUGUGUCCAUUGUCGCAUCAAGUGUGUUACCUUCAAGGAAUAUAGCUUCCAUCUAAACUCGCGCACUCACAAGAAUUCUAUGCGCAAUGUGGCACUUAAUCAACGUGCCGAUCUUCAGCGCAUGCGCGCCCGUCAACGCACCACCCAGCGUGAGAUUGAAGAGAAUAGCAAGGAACAGCACGAGUCGCGCUAUUGUCGCCUUUGCCGUCUGGCCUAUCGUCAGCCGAAGAGUCUGCAUCAGGCUUCCGAGCAUCAUAAGACUAUCAAAAAAUUCCUGAUGCCCUACUGCGGCUGUUGUCAUCUGGCAUUCAAAAAUGCCAUGCUCUAUGAGAAUCAUCGCUGCUCCCUGGAGCACAUUCGGAACAAGGUCCGCAACGAUGAGUCUGGAUCGGAAGAUAGCGUCGAUGAGCGUGAAAUUGACUUGAAUAAAUUCCUUACCGUCGAUUCGGUUGGCGAGAUAGAUGACGAUAUUAUGGAGGCCGAUAUCGAUGCAUUGCUUAGCAAAGCGGAAAUUGCACAAAAGAGCACCGACGAGGAAAUCCGCAAGCGUGGAUUAAUCGGUGCUGAGUUUAUAAAAGCUCUAGAAGCAUUCUUUUGCGAACUGUGCAAUCAUUACUCCGUCAAGACGGAAGAAAUUUCGCUCGAUGAUUAUGCUAAGAAGCAUUGCCUGCAACAUCCCCAUGUUAAGGCGUUCCUACGUCACAAGGAGGAGUCGGAAAAGAAGGCCAAGGCCGACCAAGAUGAUGAGCACGACGACGAUGAAGCCGAGGAGCAAGACGAGAAAACUGACAAAGAGACUAAGGAUGCCAAUGACGAAAAGGAUGCUGACACUUCCACUGAGGCCAAGAAUAUCGACGAUGACGAUGACGAAGACUAUGCUGAGGUGGAUGAGAAUGAAAAGCUAUGGGAGGAGGUCGACAAAGAUUUGGGCGACCUCUUGGCCGAAGUGGAGCCAAUAGGCCAAGAAGACGAGGACGAAUCAGUCCUAAAUAUUGACAUUCAGAGCGAGAAAAACAAGGCUAAAGAUGCCGUUGAGGAAUCCAAUGGCAAGGACGAUGAUGAGGAUGAGUCUCCACCGUCGGCUACACCAAAAGAAGUGAAACCACCAACUACUGUGGCAACUGCCGCUGCUGCUACCAAAUCGUCUACUGAGAAAAAGGCCACACCAGCCGCAGCUGUGCCAGCCGUUGCUGCUGCUGCUCCAGCUCCAGCUCCAACUCCAACUCCAGCUUCGGCUACAGCUCCAGCUGCCGCAGCCAGUGCUCCUGCCACACCAGUAGCUGCCGCCAAGUCAGCUCCGGCUGCGGCUACAUCGGCGGCCAAGAAACCGGCCAAAAAGCCAGCUCCCAAGCCGGCCACUCCGGCAGCUAAGGGUGCCAAGCCUGGACCGGCAUCAACGAAACGCAAUGUCGUGGUCAAUGUGAAACGCACUGUGGCCAUUAAAACUGGCAACAAGUCCGCAGCCAACGAUGCCAAGUGAGCCAAGUGACUCGCCCCACAACAAGAAGAAAAAC
This is a messenger RNA of Drosophila willistoni, 3231 nucleotides long. RefSeq names its product glutamic acid-rich protein (gene Ciz1). The transcript has 8 exons. Lineage: Eukaryota; Metazoa; Arthropoda; Insecta; Diptera; Drosophilidae. The coding region runs from base 129 to 3197 and encodes 1022 amino acids. The record is from RefSeq and is a predicted model, not a curated record.